CAGGCGCACACGCUCAGCAACGCAGAGCCAGACGGUGCUCGUUUUCGCCCUAUUGAUGAUCAGCUCACUGGGGUUCAAAGACCACACAAGUGUGAUAUGAGCAACAUUGUAUCCGAAGUUCAAAGUCGCGUUAUUUCACGCAGGGAACAUGGGUGACAAAAAGAUACUGUGCAUCGGGCUGGUAUGUCUGGAUAUUGUCAAUGUAGUGGACAAGUACCCGGAAGAGGACACUGACACCAGGUGUUUGUCUCAACGAUGGCAGCGUGGCGGGAACGCGUCCAACUCGUGCACGGUGCUGUCACUGCUUGGCGCUCCCUGUGCGUUCAUGGGGUCCCUAGCGCCUGGGCAUGUUGCAGAAUUCAUACUAGGUGACUUUCAGAAGUACCAGAUUGACAUCUCUCUCCUAUCAGAACACCCUCACAGCUCCUUCCCUACCUCUAUGAUCAUAAGCAAUGUGACCACGGGCACCCGCACCAUCCUCCACAUGAACAGCUUCAUCGUGGGGGAUUUCUCGCGCUGUGGGGUGGACAUUUCGUCCGUUGCCUGGCAGCGGGAGGGGGAGAACCCGUGUGCGUGUUGCGUGGUGUGUCCCCCGAGCGGCUCACGCACAGUCGUGCUCUCCGACACAAACCUGGCUGACGUGUCAGCAGCAGACUUCUCUAAGGUAGAUCUCAGUCAGUACAAAUGGAUCCACUGGGAGGGCCGUAAUGCUGAGGAGCAGGUGAAGAUGAUCCAACGGGUGGAGCUGUCUAACAGCACGUUGCCACAGCAACACAGGAUCACCGUAUCCGUGGAGAUAGAGAAGACCAGGGAGCCUCUGUACCAGCUCUUUCGCUAUGGUGAUGUGGUGUUUGUCAGUAAGGAUGUGGCCAUGCACUUUGGCUUCCACUCUGCUGCCAGUGCUCUGAAGGGCCUCUACCACAGAGUGAAGAAAGGGGCUGUCCUCAUAUGUGCCUGGGCAGAGAAAGGGGCAGAUGCGAUGGGUCCUGAUGGCAUAGUGGUCCACUCAGAUGCUUUUCCACCGGAGGCCCUCGUGGACACGCUCGGAGCAGGCGACACUUUCAAUGCAUCAGUGAUCUACACCCUGUCAAACGGAGGAGGAGUACAGGAAGCUCUAACGUUCGGUUGCCAGGUAGCAGGCAGGAAGUGUGGUGUCCACGGAUACGACGAAAUCGUGACAAAGAAAGAAUGAAGAAUAAUGGUCAUGACUCUAGUUGGAGGGUUGUUGACAUAACAGUACACUUUAUUUUCAAUUCUACUAACACUAAUUUGGCAGUAGGUAUAGGAAAGUUUUGUCACGUCACAAAACUCAACACAGCAAAACAGCAUUAGAGGUACUAUUAGUUUUAACAGACACAUUCCAAGCCAAACCCCUUCACAAAAAAAGAAAAGGAGUGUUUGAGGUUAAAGUAAUUAUUAUUUAGAAGUUUUAUUCUCAUCUUCCCUGUAGUUUUUUGCUCCCAGAUGUUAGCUGUUUAUUAAGCAACGUUCAGAUUCUCCUGGCUAGCAUUUUUCGAGAAUGUAGCAAUGCUAGUGGAAACAGGUUGUAUCAGUUAGCCGCACAUUCAAAAUCACAGGGCCUAAAAACUUAUGGUGAAUUUAAACAUAUGAACUUAACAAAAUGUUCUUGCAAUAAAACACAAUAAAUACCACA
This is a messenger RNA of Coregonus clupeaformis (lake whitefish), 1654 nucleotides long. RefSeq names its product ketohexokinase (gene khk). Lineage: Eukaryota; Metazoa; Chordata; Actinopteri; Salmoniformes; Salmonidae. Bases 149 to 1192 code for a protein of 347 amino acids. Gene Ontology annotation, molecular function: ketohexokinase activity. Gene Ontology annotation, biological process: fructose metabolic process. The record is from RefSeq and is a predicted model, not a curated record. The transcript has 9 exons.